Molecule: messenger RNA, 884 nt
Organism: Solanum lycopersicum (tomato)
Lineage: Eukaryota; Viridiplantae; Streptophyta; Magnoliopsida; Solanales; Solanaceae
Product: LIM domain-containing protein WLIM2b-like
Biological process (GO): actin filament bundle assembly
Cellular component (GO): plasma membrane; actin cytoskeleton
Molecular function (GO): actin filament binding
Source: RefSeq, a predicted model, not a curated record
UUCCUUUUUCUUUUCUAUCUUUGUAACUUUUAGGGAAUAGAGAUUGAAAUCCUGGCUAUAUAGAUUUUUUUUAAUAUAUAUUUGAUAGCUCAAAAGGAUUUAAAAAUCACAAUUCUCAUCUAGACUUUGAAAUAUUUUUUUUUUUUAAAAAUGGCAUUUACAGGGGCCCCACAAAAAUGUAAAGUAUGUGAAAAAACUGUUUAUAUUGCAGAAAUGAUCUCUACAAGCGGUGUUGCUUAUCAUAAUACAUGUUUUAGGUGUAACCAUUGCAAUGGAAGGCUUGCAUUGAGCACUUAUUCAACUCUUGAUGGAGUAUUAUAUUGUAAACCUCAUUUUGAACAAAUCUACAAGGAAAAAGGAGGAGCUCCCUUGAAGCAUUCUGCAUCAUUGGGAAGGCAAAAUGAACUGAACAGAAGCUCUAGUAAAGUUUCGGCUUUAUUUUCUGGUACUCAAGACAAAUGUGCAGCUUGUAAAAAGACUGUUUACCCCUUGGAGAAGGUGACGGUGGACGGUGAAAUGUACCACAAGAUAUGUUUUAGAUGUGUCCAUGGAGGUUGUAAACUUACAACAUCAUCUUAUGCUGCAUUUGAUGGAGGUCUCUAUUGCAAACCUCAUUUCUCUCAAUUGUUCAAAGAAAAAGGUUCAUAUAAUCAUCUAAGCAAAAAUGCUUCAAUGAAGAAAAAUGAAAGUUUAAUCAACGUUGAACAAGAAGGUUCUAGUACAAACACAAGAUGAUAAGUCAUCCUAUGUUAAUUUACGUAUGAAAUUUUAUUUAACGUCAAUACGUUUAUAUUCAGAUAAUUGUAAAGGGUUAUGUUCACUCAUAUGGUAGAAUGACUAAGUAAACAUGAUAAGAAAAAAAAUAUUGUUUGGUAGUUCACUUA